AUGCCUGAGAAAAUCAACUCCAAGAACCUCUCUUACAGCUCCACUCUGCCGCCGUUUCUGGCCCGUCUUCACGCACAGGCAGGAGGAGCUACUGGUCCUGAUCCGUUACUAGCGGCACAAAAGCGGUCUGCAAAGAAACGGUCCAGCAGCGAAGAAGCAGAGGAUGCGCCGUUGGUUGUCGAUGAGGACGGGAACACGGUGAAUCUCCAGGUCGACAAAGAUGGGACAGUUACAGACACCCAGGUCCAGCCUGACCAAGAUGUCUCUAGUGAUUCAAAACCGGAUGAGACGGCAGGUAAAAAGGAUGCAGACCCCAAGGCAUCCAUUGGGCAUCGAAAGCGUAAAGUUGGCAAGGUGGUUGGUGAGAGUGCCAAUGAUGCUUCAGACAAGGAUGAGACGGAUAAGAAGAAGAUACACUCUCAAAAACAGGAAACACCGGCUGACAAAAAGGUAAAGAAGAAGGCGAAGAAGAUUAAACUGAGCUUCGACGAGGAUGAGGGUUGA
Molecule: messenger RNA, 504 nt
Organism: Pochonia chlamydosporia 170
Lineage: Eukaryota; Fungi; Ascomycota; Sordariomycetes; Hypocreales; Clavicipitaceae
Exons: 1
Coding region: 1-504 (167 amino acids)
Source: RefSeq, a predicted model, not a curated record